GGGGGAGGGGAAGUGUGGCUUUAAUUUCACAAAUAAGGACGUGAGUGUCAGAUUUCCCUUACUUCACGGUAUCACCGCGUUAGCUCACUGUACAUUAGAUCAACCAGCUGUUUUCAUCGGCACCUUUGCUUGCCUAACCAAAGGCAUUCAAUAUUUUCGACACAGUUUAUUACCAGAAUACGUCAAUGAUGUCUGGAAUGCAGUUUUUUUUAUUCCAAAAAUUCCUACAGAAUACUUUCUGGCUCCAUUUGGUGAUACGGCAGUAAUCCAUUUGUGGGUUUGCUACAAAACACCAAAGAGACAAGAGUACCUGAUGACAACCUUAUGCCUCAUAGCUACAGACGAGAUCAGCUACAGCGUCGGGGAGAAAACUCACAAGUUGAUGCAAUGUACCAGGUCGUGCCAGGAAGCUUACCUGCUGCUCGAGAGAGACAAUCCAAAGAAGUUAAGCCAUUGAUAUGUACUAUUUUACUGGGCUUGCUACUGGUAAUUGCAGCAGUAGUUGCAUGGUGCUAUUACACUGCAUCAUUGAAGAAAUUAAACAGUUUCAAAAUAGAAGAGUUGGAGCUCUACAAGAAUGGAUUUUUCAUCAAGAAUACUGCUAACAUGGUUUUAUUUGAAAUGGGUUUCAAAUCUGCUCCUAUUGACCUUGAAUCAUGUUUUCAAGAUGAAGCCGGAGGUGAGGUAAACUGCACAAAGUCUGGUGAAGAGAAGGUGGACUUCUUUAUCAAAACCUUUAAACCCAAAGAUACCAUAACUUGCUACAAUAUUGAAUGGAAGACAGUCGUAUUGGACUCUGUUGUUGAACAUUGCAUGCAUUGGGCAGAUGGACAUUGGUAUGGAGGUGCAGAAACUAGCACACAGCAUUGGCCUAUCAAAAUUUCAGGUGUAAUGAAUCCUAAGCCAUAUGUAACAGGCGAUGUGUACUCCAUACGUGAUGGCUUUGGUGGAAUUUUAGAAAGGUAUUGGGUCUCCUCUAAAUCUGUGGCCGUUCGAGUUAAUGACUCAGUCCCUCUGCACGUUGGUUGGAACAGCUCAGACAAAGAAGCAUUUUGCCUGCGUGCUCGCUACAAAGAUUCUCCAUUUCAACCACCCAUAGGACAACAACCAUUUGUAGAACUAAGUUAUCAAGUCUGUAUUGGUUCUGAUUUAAAAAUUAUCCACAGAUACAUGGCCAAAAAACAUUUCGGAAAGCCUGCGAUUACGCCUUCAGAAAUUAUGUUCAGGUACCCUAAAUGGUCCACAUGGGCUCUGUUUAAAACUGAAGUGAACCAGGAUAAAGUUUUGCGUUAUGCAGAAAAAAUCAAGAAGUAUCAAUUCAACUUCAGUCAUAUUGAAAUAGAUGAUCAAUACUCCAGUAGCUAUGGAGAAUUUGACUUUGACCCAGUGAAGUUUCCAAAUGCUUCAGAACUGCUUCAAAAACUCAGGGAUGAUGGAUUCCAGGUGACAUUAUGGGUGCAUCCCUUUGUUAAUUAUAAUUCUCCCAGUUUUAUCAAGGGUGUAGAAAAUUCUUAUUUUGUGAUGGAUCCCAAUGGGAGAUUUCCUGCCUUUGUGGAGUGGUGGAAUGGUAUUGCAGCAGUUUUGGACUUCACCAAUCCCGAAACCACAGAUUGGUUUCAGAAAAGAUUGGAAUACUUAAGGUCAAAGUAUGGGAUUGUGUCUUUCAAAUUUGAUGCAGGUGAGACCAGUUACCUUCCUGCAAAGUUUAGCACUCACAAGCCUCUGUCUGAUCCUAGCAUGUUUAGUAAGUUGUAUGCAAAAAUUGCAGCUUCGUACUGUAUGUUGGCUGAAGUGAGAGUAGGAUAUCACACACAGAUGCUCCCUUGUUUUGUUCGUAUGAUUGACCGCGAUUCUGUUUGGGGUUAUGAGCUUGGUUUAAAGUCUUUGAUUCCAACUGUCCUCACCAUGGGUAUUUUAGGGUACCCCUUCAUAUUGCCUGAUAUGAUUGGAGGAAACGUUUAUCCAAACAAAACUGAUAGCCCUGAUGAGAUUCCAGACCGUGAACUUUAUAUUCGCUGGCUGGAACUGUCAGCUUUUCUUCCAGCUAUGCAAUUUUCUAUUCCUCCUUGGCUUUAUGAUGAGGAGGUUUUGAAAAUUGCGUAUAAAUUCACACAGCUUCGAGAAAGUUUAGUUGUGCCCCUUAUCCUUCGGUUAGCAGAGGAAACCACAAAGACAGGUAAUCCAAUUAUAAGGCCCCUCUGGUGGAUUGCUCCAGAUGACAAAGUGGCACAAAAGGUAGACACACAGUUUCUCAUUGGGGAUUAUCUUAUGGUAGCCCCCAUUCUAGAAAAAGGUAAAGAGGCGAGAGAUAUCUACCUUCCUGAUGGUAAAUGGCAAAGUUUCAAUGGAGACCUUUUUGAUAAGACACCAAAUUUGCUAACGGACUUUGCAGUUGACCUUGAUGAAGUGGCCUAUUUCAUCCGUAUGAUCUGAUUUCUUUAUUUUUAAAGUUUGGAGUAUUUCAGUAACUAGUUAAAUGAGAUUUUUUUUAAAAACAAAUGAUUACAGUAUCUAUGUUCGGACAUAAAUUCCAGGAUUAUCCACAGACAGACAUGUUAAUGUUAUACUUGGGGCACCUUAAAAUUUUAAGAGUGAAUGGAGUUUUUUUUAAAAAGAUCUGUUUCCCUAAAUGAGCCUGUCAUUACUUUAAGUAAUGACUCCAACUAAGAAGAAAAUAAGUGAACAAUAAAGCUAAAUGAAAUCAAGUAUUUUUUUUCCAAAAUUUCUUUUAAAGAAAAGGCUUGAUUCUGUUAAAGUCAAAUGAGGUGAGAUAGCAGGGAAUUGGGUGAAAAAAUCCAAGUCUCAUGUUUUUAGUAAAUCAGAUAAUCCUAAAUUAUUUUAGCAAGUCACAGAUCAAACGAAACACAUUCUAUUUUGUGUAUAUAACAAGUUUGGAUGAGGUGAUGGAAAUGUCACUGAACUCAUAAUUCUUUGGGACCUGGGUGCAAAUCUCACCAUGAUGAUUAAUGACAAAAAAAUCUUAAAAUGAAAGUUAAUUUCAUGAUCUUUAUUGAGGCUAUCAUUGUGAAAACCCAUCUGGUUCAUUCAUAUCCUUUUUACUGUCCUUACCUAGUUUGACCUACAUGUGACUCCAGAUCCAUAGCAAUUUGGUCGACUCUUGGCUGCCCUCUGAAGUGGCCUAAUAGAGAUUCAGUUAAAGGGCAUUUGAGGAUGAACAAAAAAUGCCAGCGAUGCCUGCAUCCCAUUAAAAGUUAGAAAAUAAGCAGAGAACAAUUGAAGUAAAACUAGCUAUUGCCAAAUAGGGAGCAUACAGGAGAGACUACAGGAAAUCAUACAUUUUCCCAAAUCUCUUACAAACCAGUGAACUGAAAUUAGUUUUGUAGUAGAAUUGGCAAAGUGAGUCUUUUCUCACUGCACCUGUUUUCUGCUCCCAUUUAUGUGAAACAAAUCAGAACAGAAAGCAGUAUUGACCGUGCAACUUAUUGGCCAUCAAUACCUGAGAAUGGUAAAACUUUCUAGUGUGAGGAAAUUUGGGCAUUAUGAAUCUUUGAAAGUGAAUUACAAAUGGAAAAACAAUAAAAUUGACAGUAGGUUAUAGUUGUGAGAAAUGUAAGAAACUAGAAAACUAUUAAAUUUCUCUGCUUCCAGUGAUGGAAGAAUCUAACCCACAACAUUUUGAGAAUAUAUGGGGAAAAAAAACUUGUUGUUAACACUGGGAUACAGACUGUCUAGAUUAGGAGCAGGAAUCUAAGGCUAGAAGACUCUUAAAAACCGAAAGAACUGCAGAUGCUGUAAAUCAGGAACAAAAACCGAAGUUGCUGGAAAGGCUCAGCAGGUCUGGCAGCAUCUGUG
Molecule: messenger RNA, 3813 nt
Organism: Rhincodon typus (whale shark)
Lineage: Eukaryota; Metazoa; Chordata; Chondrichthyes; Orectolobiformes; Rhincodontidae
Gene: myorg
Product: myogenesis regulating glycosidase (putative)
Exons: 3
Coding region: 325-2433 (702 amino acids)
Biological process (GO): skeletal muscle fiber development; carbohydrate metabolic process
Molecular function (GO): hydrolase activity, hydrolyzing O-glycosyl compounds
Source: RefSeq, a predicted model, not a curated record